Aureococcus anophagefferens is the source of this 907-nucleotide messenger RNA. RefSeq lists its product as hypothetical. The record is from RefSeq and is a predicted model, not a curated record. The annotation marks the transcript as partial. The transcript is spliced from 2 exons. Lineage: Eukaryota; Pelagophyceae; Pelagomonadales; Pelagomonadaceae.
ACUCGACGCGAUCCUCGAGCCGUCGCUCGACGAGCUGCGGGAGUUCGGCGCGGCCUGCGCGCACCUCCUCCCCGACGCGCUCGCGGCCUGGGUCGCCGCGCCGCCGCCGGCGCCCUGGCUCCGCCGGGCCGACGGCGCGCGCCUCCUCCGGCGGCUCGAGGCCGUGGACGCGGCGUCGCUGGAGCUCCCGCUCAAGGACGCGCCGGGGUUGGAGGAGGUCUGGGCGCUCGCGACGCUCGACGUCGCCGACGGCGACGUCGGCGCGGUCGCGGCGCGCAUCCUCCGGGGCGAGGUCGACGCGCCGUCGGCCGACGCGCUCCGCACCCUCGCGGGGGUCCCGGGCGCCGGCGAGGACCCGCGGACCGCCGGCGACGGCUCGCGGGCGCUCGAGGUCGCGCUCGCGCGCGUCUCGGACGCGCGGCGCUUCGCGCGGCUCUUCCCGGACCGCGUCCGCGUCGACGCCGACACCCUCGCCGCGCUCUACGACGCGGGCGCGGCCUGCUGCGCGCGCGCGCUCCCCGGCGAGCUCGACCGCGCGCUGCGCUGCGACAGCUGCGGCGCGGUUCGCGCGCACGUCAAGAAGCGGACGUGCCGCGCGUGCCUCAAGGCCGCCGCGGACGAGGAGCGGCGCCUCUCCGCGAUGCGCCGGACGCCGUCCUGGCACUCGUGCCCAAUAAUGCUUUCUCCCAACUCCCUGCUCUUCGCGGCCUUCGCGACCUGCACGUCGUAUGAAUUCAUCGCCAGCACCAACAGCCCCUUCGACGGCAUCGACGUCGGUGCCCAGAGCGCGCCCACCCUCGCCAACAUCGACGGCGACGGCGACCUCGACCUCGUCGUGGGCGAAUACGACGGCGCCCUCUACUACUACGAGAACGUCGGGUCCGCGACGUCGCCGAACUACGAGGAG